Molecule: messenger RNA, 2346 nt
Organism: Trichoderma breve
Lineage: Eukaryota; Fungi; Ascomycota; Sordariomycetes; Hypocreales; Hypocreaceae
Product: ATPase family associated with various cellular activities (AAA) domain-containing protein
Exons: 4
Coding region: 1-2346 (781 amino acids)
Molecular function (GO): ATP binding; ATP hydrolysis activity
Source: RefSeq, a predicted model, not a curated record
AUGGCUGAACCUCGCUUCGUUCGGGACUAUGUGCCUCGGGACUAUGAUCGCCGUAGGCCCAUCGUUCGGGAUUACGACCGCGAGGACAGCAUGAGCGAUGGUUUCGAAGAGCUAGGACCGCGUAGUUUGUUGCCUAACCCGCGACGACUCAAGUAUGCCGUCGACGGCGAGGUUCCUGAGAUCCUCUAUACCCUUAACCAUGUUAACCAGAAUAGACAUUUCAUUGGGCGCUUGCGAAGCUCCAAACCAUUUGAGAACGUGACUAGCUACGAAAUCAAGGAUGAUGAAACCGACGAGGGUGGCGAACUUAUCAAAAAGCCCAUCUUUGAGAUUGUUACCAAUGUGUGCAUUGAGGGGAGGAGCAUUGAUAACAACAGACACAUAGUUCAUCCUCGUCGGGUAAAUCCUAACUUGGAUCGACCCAUCACAGCGGCUUUUGACAACGUCGACUAUCGAAGCGAUGGCUAUUAUACCGAGGAAGAGCAAUAUUAUGACCCGCCGGGAACUCCUCAAGUAGAGACCCCUCUCAUGGUCAUCUAUUCUAAUCAUCUCCUCAAUGCUCUUAGAGCUGUCAUCCGAUACUACCCGAACAUCAACCUCAAUGGGAAGUCGGUCCAGAUCAGCGCACCCUACCGUGUACUCUACCAUCAUCGCUAUGAGCUGUCCGAGUAUCGUGAUAACCAGCCUGAUGAGCAUAGCGUUGAGUAUGCUGAGACCACGGCGCACCACAUUGAUGUUCUCCUCAAGUUUCUUGCCACAUUUGACUAUUUCUGGCUCCUUCUUAAGCCGGGUCGAGUCAUCUACGUGAAGAAAUUCGACAUUUGGACGCCAUUGGUUAUUAGCAGUGUCAGCAUUGGAAACCGUGUCCACGGUGGCCUGGACAACUAUAGACUCAGCUGCUGGUCGCUGGAGUCCAAUGGCGCCAAGGUCGGUCGAUUCAUGGAGAGUGUCAUUGUGACUCCGUGGCCAGGCGAACAAGUUAUCAGCUCCCUGUCUGUUAUUCCUGCGGACUUUUGGAAAGACGACCUUGAAGCCCAAGGCGGCCUCCCAAUGCGUGAAAAGAUGAUUGAAGAAGGCAAGCUAUACUGGGAGCUCCUGAAGCGACCUACCUACAUGGAGUAUGAUGGCCUUCUCGUCAACUCUGGCUCCGGCAGCAGACUUCCUGGUGGUGCGACUGGCUUCAUGAACGGCCGUGUCAUUUGCGAUGCCUCGGGUUUCGACAAGUUCUUUGAGUCGUCCCCCGAUUGGGAUGGAAGGCGAUAUCCUCAACCUCAUCGCCGCCGCGUGACUCAGGAUCGAUCUAGGGAGAACGACGGCCCCUUUGUCGGAUUUGAGGAUCUCGAUCCUCUAUGCGACACUCCUCCCGACAACGACCUUUUUUACUUCGUUCUCAGCAAGACAAUUCCAGGCUUCAUCCUUGGUACUCGCCGCUGGGGAAAUCUUCAUGUUGCCAAUCUCAGCCCAGUCAAGCCCGACAAGGAGGCUUUCAAGUAUCUCGUCCUGGACGAUGACAUCAAGAUGACCGUGAGGGCCCUCAUCGGCCAAUACACCACCGGCGUUGAUGGCCAAGUGGCUCCCUGGGGCAACGACUUCAUCCGCAACAAGGGCGAGGGUCGCAUCUUCCUGCUCCACGGUGCGCCAGGUGUCGGAAAGACAUGCACCGCCGAGUGUAUCGCCGAGUUGACCAACCGUCCGCUCAUUUCGCUCACCAGCGGCGAUCUGAGCGUCGACUCAUUCCGCGUCGAGUCCAACCUCAAUUACUUCCUUGAGCUGGGCCAGCGCUACGGCGCCCUCGUCCUGCUCGACGAGGCCGACGUCUAUCUCGAGCGCCGCCGCGCAAAGAACAUUUCCCGCAACGGCCUCGUCUCCGUCUUCCUUCGUGCCCUGGAGUACUACCGCGGCGUUCUCUUCCUCACCACCAACCGCGUCCGCUCCUUUGACACCGCUUUCCUCAGCCGCAUCCACGUUGCGCUACACUACAAGAACCUUGGCGACGAGGAGCGCGAGCGCAUCUGGACUCACAACUUUGACCGCCUGGACCGCGAUUCCCGCGGUAAGAUCCGCGUUGCCAUUGCCGCUCGCGAGUUCGUCUGGUCCAGCCAAGAGGUUCGCGCGCUCAAGUGGAACGGCCGAGAGAUUCGCAACGCCAUGCAGACGGCGCUGGCGCUGGCCGAGAGUGAUUCCAAUGAGGAAGGUCUGCAGACCAUUACUAUCGGCGAAAAGCACAUUCGCGCUGUGGUUAAGAUGAGCAAGGGCUUCAAGGACUACAUCAAGUCCGUGGGGCCCCUGGACUCCGACGAUGUCGACUACGAUGGAGAUGGCGAUGAUGAGGCUUUUAAUGAGUGA